This is a messenger RNA of Strongyloides ratti, 651 nucleotides long. Its product is annotated as Coiled-coil domain-containing protein 134 family-containing protein. The record is from RefSeq and is a predicted model, not a curated record. Lineage: Eukaryota; Metazoa; Nematoda; Chromadorea; Rhabditida; Strongyloididae. The transcript has 2 exons. The coding region runs from base 1 to 651 and encodes 216 amino acids.
AUGGAUAAAAAAGAAACAGCGAAAGAAAGUUUUGCCAAGCAUGAAUCAGAAAACAUGUCAAAACAAUAUUCUAAAUUGUUGCACAUAAAGAGACGUGAACAAUUAAAUAGUAUACAAAGUUUGUCAAAUCAAAAAGAUUAUAAAAAACAAAAAGACACCGUAAAACAAUUGAUUGCUGCAAUAAGAAAAGUACUUAUAGAGGACAAAGAAAUAUUAUCCAAUAUUGAAAUUAACAAUAUUGAAGAAAUUUUAUCAGAUAAGUCUUUAAUACGAGAUAACUUUGCUAGGGUCAUAGAGAACAUUGCAUUUUUUGGUGACAUUACCUUGCGAUUCCCUUUACAAAGUGGCAUUAAAUACAAUAAAGAUAUAGAAUUUAAUUCAGCUGUAAAUUGGGCUUAUAAUUUUUCAAAAAAUUUUUCCUACCUAUAUGAUGAUGGCACUUUAAAAAUGUUUCAUUUAUUUGCACAAGAAUUAACAAUUAUUCCCCGAGAAGCUAACUAUCGUAAUCCAUAUGAUAUCAAAAAUAUCAAAGAAGAUUUAAUUAUAGAAGCAUCUUUAAAGAUGAAGAAAGAACUAGAAGAAAAGAAAAAAGCAAAAAAAGAGGCCAGUUUAAAGAUCAAGAAGGACAAAUCCCAACAUAAUGAAUUGUGA